UGGCGUACAUUUUACAAUGUAAAACAUUUGAGGAGGGAAUAGAAUAGAUAGAAUAGAAUCUCUUCUACAAUUGUCUAAUUCUUAACUAGAACGUUACAAAGUGUAUGCAAAAUGAGCUCGCGACAAAUACAGGCUCUUACCUUAUUCCUUAUUGUACAAAACGUUUGCUCAAAUGAUGGAAUGUGUGUAGCUAAAGAACAAUGUACGGAUCCGGAAUCAAUUUCCCCCGAUAAGAAUCCUUAUUUGGCAGAGUUCAAUCUUUACUUCAACAAAAUAGAAUCUUCGGUAGCUGAUUAUGUUCCGUGCAAUAGAACAAACUGCAACUGCUACGUGAACGUGCUUAACGACGAUCUUAGGCCAUUCAAAACGCAGGGAAUCACACAUGAUAUGAUUAAGCGUGCCAAACAAUACGGUACACAUUACCAAGUGAUUGAGCAUAAACUUUACCGUCAGCGUGACUGCAUGUUCCCAGCACGGUGCUCCGGGGUGGAGCAUUUCGUGAAACCGCUUCUUGCUACGCUACCCGAUAUGGACCUGAUCAUUAACUGUCGCGACUGGCCGCAGGUACAUCGGCACUGGAGUAAAGAGAAAACACCGGUCCUUUCGUUCAGCAAAACGGCCGAAUAUCUCGACAUCAUGUACCCAGCCUGGGCGUUCUGGGAAGGUGGACCUGCUAUCGCUCUCUAUCCGACCGGGCUCGGACGCUGGGAUCGCCAUCGGGACAGCAUUACGGAAGCUGCUGCCAAAGUUCCGUGGGAAAAGAAGGAAAGUAGGGCAUUCUUUCGUGGAUCGCGCACCUCCGACGAACGAGAUGCGUUGGUUCUGCUGUCGAGGGCCAAACCGUCGCUUGUCGAUGCACAAUAUACAAAAAAUCAAGCCUGGAAAUCACCGCAGGACACACUGAACGAGGAACCGGCCCGAGAAGUGACUCUCGAAGAACAUUGCCGCUAUCGCUUUCUGUUCAAUUUUCGCGGUGUGGCCGCGAGCUUUCGCUUCAAGCACCUUUUUCUCUGCCAUUCCCUUGUAUUUCACGUAGGAGACGAGUGGCAGGAAUUCUUUUACUCGGGUCUGAAACCGUGGGUACAUUACGUUCCCAUACCGGUGCAAAGUAGUCCGCACGAACUGGAAGCUUUGAUCCGUUUCUUCCAGGAGCAUGACGGCCUAGCGCGCAGUAUUGCGGAGAGAGGAUAUGAACAAAUAUGGAAUAAUCUGCGUAUGAAAGACGUAGAAUGUUACUGGAGAAAACUGCUUAAACGCUAUGGAAAGUUAAUACGCUACUCAGUUGAACGUGAUCCCAGUUUAAUUCAAGUAUGAUGCGCUGAUACGGAAUGAUACAGCCGUGGGUAAGCCGAUGUAAAGUAUUAAAAAACGAACAAAACGUUCACCUUAUGAAACUUACAUUUAUAAGACAUAAAGUGAGAACCUAUCUGAAAACUACAGAUUCUUAUUAUAUUACUAGUAUCUUGA
Anopheles coustani is the source of this 1467-nucleotide messenger RNA. Its product is annotated as O-glucosyltransferase rumi homolog. The record is from RefSeq and is a predicted model, not a curated record. Gene Ontology annotation, molecular function: UDP-xylosyltransferase activity; UDP-glucosyltransferase activity. Gene Ontology annotation, cellular component: endomembrane system. The transcript is spliced from 2 exons. Gene Ontology annotation, biological process: protein O-linked glycosylation; positive regulation of Notch signaling pathway. The coding region runs from base 112 to 1314 and encodes 400 amino acids. NCBI's taxonomy places the organism in Eukaryota, Metazoa, Arthropoda, Insecta, Diptera, Culicidae.